This is a messenger RNA of Mytilus trossulus (common blue mussel), 2032 nucleotides long. Its product is annotated as tetratricopeptide repeat protein 38-like. The record is from RefSeq and is a predicted model, not a curated record. Bases 107 to 1513 code for a protein of 468 amino acids. The transcript has 14 exons. Gene Ontology annotation, molecular function: protein binding. Lineage: Eukaryota; Metazoa; Mollusca; Bivalvia; Mytilida; Mytilidae.
GAUGAACGUGUCUUUGGAUGUUGAGUAUACACAUAGCUCUAUUUAUAAAUAACUACUUAUUUAUACAUGUACACACAUCAAUAUUAUAUAGGACAAAGGACAAGCAAUGAAAAAUCAACGAUCUAAUUGGAGAGGUUGUAAGGACUGGAUUGACUUCGGAACACCUCUGACUACGACGAGUGAUGAAGCCUGUAAGUUAUACGACGCUGUAUUGACGCAGUAUGUGGGCUGGUACGACGAGAGCUCUGUGGGCGGAAUUGAGGCCAGUUUAGAUAAGAUGAUGGCAGCUGAUUCUAAUUUUGUAAUGGGUCAUGUGAUAAAGAACGGAUUAGAUUUACUCGGAACUGGUCGGACAAUCGAUUUAGACCCGAAAUUCAAAAGUGAAAUAUACAGUUUGGAAAAAAUAGCUGAACAACAGAAAGUUUCUCCGAGGGAAAGAAAACAUGUAUCAGCUGUGAAGUUAUGGGCUGAAGGAGAGACGUCAAAAGCUUGUGAUGUUUGGGAGGACAUCUUGGUCGACAAUCCACUAGAUAUGCUUGCUCUGAAGUUUGCUCACGACUCGUAUUUCUAUCUGGCGUAUCACCCUCAGAUGAGAGAUGGAAUAGCAAGAGUGAUACCAUACUGGAAAAAGUCAAUGCCGUUAUACGGGUAUCUAUAUGGGAUGUAUGCUUUUGGGUUAGAAGAAACAAACUUAUAUGAUCGUGCAGAAAAGACAGCAAGGAUGAGCCUUGAUAUAAACAGACACGAUGCCUGGGCUACCCAUGCUAUGGCACAUGUAUUUGAAAUGGGAGGGCGCCAAGAUGAAGGACUGCAAUUCAUGUCAGCGACAGAGAAUGAUUGGAAUGUUUGUGGAAUGAUAGCAUGUCAUGACUACUGGCAUUACGCUCUUUAUAACGUGGAAAAGGGGAACUACUCUGAUGCAGUAGGAUUGUAUGAUACUCAGGUAGGACCUCUAGCGGCAAAAUCUGGGGCAAUGUUAGAUAUGGUUGACGCAUGUUCAUUGUUAUACAGAUUACAGCUAGAAGGUGUAAAUGUUGGAGAUAGAUAUAAAGACAUCCAGGACGUAUGUAGACAACAUCUAGAUGACCACGUGUUAGCGUUUAACGAUGCUCAUUUCAUGAUGUCCUGUAUAGGAGCUGGCGAUAAAGUUUCUACAGAAAAGUUGCUGGAAUCAAUGAGAAAUUUUGUCAAAAAUGGAAAGGGUUAUAAUUGUGACGUAACAACCGAAGUUGGACUUGCUCUCUGUGAAGCGUUAGUAGCCUAUGAUAAUGGGGACUAUGCUAAGGCAGUGGAUCUUGCCAGCCCUGUUAGAUACCAAGUCAUCAAGAUUGGCGGGAGUCAUGCUCAGAGAGAUAUAUUUAACCAGUUUUUAAUUCACUGUGCAAUGAAAUCUGACACAGAGAAGCACAAGAAACUUGCAAGACAAUUAUUAGUAGAAAGAAAAUGUUUAAAGGAGAAUUCACCCUUGACGGAUAGAUUAAUGGCAAAAGCCAUGGUACAGCAUACAGGUUAACAGGACUUCUGUAGAAUUGUGGAUAGUAGUAGUAACGGAUGCUUCAAACAUCUACCCACCAAUCAAAAUACACAUUUUGACAAGUAUUUGAGUAAUGAUUUUUUAUCCAUAUAUUUUUUUUGUCAUGGCAUUUGUUUAUUAUAUAUUUGUGUACCAUAUUACACAAUAUAAUAGUAAUUUACAAAAAAAAGAAAUGGUAUCAAAAUUGUGUGUUGACUUUCAUUCAAAACAUAAAAGACAAUGCGUUAAACAGUUUAUCAGUGAAAUAUUCAAUGAAUGUGUGUUAGACAAGUCUGCAUAGACAAUAAUACUUCUUGUUAAUCUGCCAAGUUCAAUACCUUAAUCAGUAUGACAUAUAUAAUUUACUGUACCUGUUCAUUCCUGGACAACAUAACAGGGUUAUGAUUUAGGAGUGGCAUACAAUUUGUAAAUUAACAAAAUAUUUUUUUUAUCAAAAGUGACGUAAUUGUCUGUUUGUGGUAUUUGACACAUGUAUCGACCCUUAACAUGCUACAUUUU